GCCUUGGAGCCUCGACGCCCCGUGACCCAGACCAGUUCCCGAAGGACGAUCCCCGUGUGUUCACACUGGUCCCCGGAGUCGGGUGCCCAGGGAGAAGGUCUGCAGCUCGGCAGCAUGAAGGCGCUCCUCGCAGCGCUGCUGGCCCUGCUGCUUUGCAGGCAGCCAGGUGUCCCUGCGCAGCCAGGGAGAGGACAGGCACAGGAUGACCGGGACUACACCGAGGGGGACGAGGACGAGGAGGAGCAGGCGGACGAGGACGAGGGGGACGAGGAUGAGGAGGACGAGGAGGCUGGCGCCAGUGUAGGCAGCAGGGACAGAGGGCUGCAGUGCUACACCUGCCAGAACCUACCCCAGCAGGAGCGCUGCGGCCGGACAGACAGCUGCCUCCCGAGCCAGCCCUUCUGCAAGACCCUCAUCUUCAAAGAGGACACAGAAUCAGGUCCUCUGACCAGUUACUCAGUGUGGUGUGCGGACAACUGCCAACCCAUCACCAGGAUAGUAGGCAGGACCCUGAUAACCAUGACUUGCUGCCAGACCAAUCUGUGCAACACCUCGCCCUGGCAGAGCCGGCCAGGCACUGGGGCAGGGGGCCCCCAGGGCAGCCCCGAAACUGUGGCCGCCGCCCUCCUGCUCAGCCUCCUCCCUGGCCUCGGGGCUAUGGGGUCCUGAACACAGCGGCUCCCCUGCACCCCGGCCUGGCCCAUCCUCGGUAGCCAGCACCGCAUCCAGGCCUGUCCUCUGCUGCCCACCCUCCCCCACCCCACCAGCUUUGGAGAAUAAACUCGGGGAGCCAGCACUGGCUCCUCCCAGCCGCUCUGCAGAACCUCAGUCCGGCCCCUUGCCCUCCUCUACCAUGGCUGGGGGCCUCGGGUCCGGCCUGUGCCACUCACUGUGUGCCUCGGGGAGCCUCGCGCCCUUCUCUCCCCAGCUUCCUGACUCCAUCCACUCAUCUGCCUCCCGGCCCACCUUGGGGGGGGGGU
This is a messenger RNA of Artibeus jamaicensis (Jamaican fruit-eating bat), 980 nucleotides long. It is a transcript of the gene GPIHBP1, whose product is annotated as glycosylphosphatidylinositol anchored high density lipoprotein binding protein 1. The transcript has 5 exons. The record is from RefSeq and is a predicted model, not a curated record. The coding region runs from base 115 to 669 and encodes 184 amino acids. NCBI's taxonomy places the organism in Eukaryota, Metazoa, Chordata, Mammalia, Chiroptera, Phyllostomidae. Gene Ontology annotation, molecular function: acetylcholine receptor inhibitor activity.